AUGGCCGGGCUGCCCCACAGGAUCAUCAAGGAAACCCAGCAUUUGCUGGCAGAACUAAUUACUAGCUUGAAAGCAGAACCAGAUGAGAGCAGUGCCUGUUAUUUUCAUGUGGUCAUUGCUGGUCCCCAGGACUCUCCCUUUGAUGCAGGGACUUUUAAACUCGAACUAUCCCUUCCAGAAGAAUACCCAAUGGCAGCACCUAAAGUACGUUACAUGACCAAAAUUUAUCAUCCUAAUGUAGACAAGUUGGGAAAAAUAUGUUUAGAUAUUUUGAAAGAUAAGUGGUCCCCAGCACUGCAGAUCCGGACAGUUCUGCUAUCAAUCCAGACUUUGUUAAGAGCUCCUAAUCCAGAUGAUCCAUUAGCAAACGAUGUAGCUGAGCAGUGGAAGAGCAAUGAAGCCCAAGCCAUAGAAACAGCGAGAGCAUGGACAAGGCUCUAUGCCAUGAACAACAUUUAA
Molecule: messenger RNA, 459 nt
Organism: Rattus norvegicus (Norway rat)
Lineage: Eukaryota; Metazoa; Chordata; Mammalia; Rodentia; Muridae
Source: RefSeq, a predicted model, not a curated record